Molecule: messenger RNA, 1420 nt
Organism: Paramecium sonneborni
Lineage: Eukaryota; Ciliophora; Oligohymenophorea; Peniculida; Parameciidae
Source: the annotation of a GenBank genome assembly
AUGUCUGAUACAAUAACUAAUAAAAUUCUUGAAUCUUAUGGGUAUUUUAAUUAAAUAUUCCAAGUUACAAAGGAGCUUAACCUUAAUUCAAAAGCAUUAUAUAUCCUAUUGAAUAACUAAAACACUCUAUUGAUGAUCAUCAAUUAAAAUAAAUAUCUCCUGAAUUAUAACAAAUUCUAGAAAGUGAAAGAGCUAGAGAAAUGGUUUAAAAGAGAGGAAUUACACUUGAAAGAACUAAAUAAUUCUUUUAAGAGAAAAUUAAGGAAUAUAAUGCUAUAAUUGAUCUUUAACAUUUAAGAUCUUAAUAAACAUAUGUUAUUCCAAAAAAAGAUAAUAUUUUCAAAAGACAUACAGCAGAUUAAGGAGAAAUCACUAAUUAUCAUUUUGUAUUAAAUUGGUAAAAUUUGAAUUUGGUUUUUGAUGAAUUAGAAAAUUAAACCAAAAGAGCAAAGUUUUAACAUUAAUCUAGAACUCCAGAUUAAUCUUCUAUGUAAAUAAGCAAACCUAUAACACCAAUGAAAUUUUCAAAUAAGAAAACUAAUUUAGUAAAUAGAUUAGAUUAAAAAUUUAAUGAUUAUGAUACAAAAAUGUCUUAAUCAAUAGUAACAAAUUUACCAGAAUCAAGAAGAAUUUCUAGGUCAGAAACCCCUCAUAAUAUAAGUAUUACUUAAUAAAACAAUUAAAUUAGUUAAUAGACGAAAUAGUCUAAAUCCAUAAGCAGUUAAGAAAUAUGUUAAGUUUCAAAACUUUUUGAGAACUGUGAAUGUUCUAAAAAAAAACCCAGAAGAAAAAAAAAUAGAAUCUGAAAAUAGAUAAGUUGAAAUUAUUAAGUAUAAUUUAGGAUUUAAUCAAAACAUAUAUUAAUGAUGCAUUUAAUAAAGAAAGAUAAUCUACAAACGCAUCUUAAAGGGAGAGAGCAAAAUCACAACAAGAAAAUAGAAAAAAAAAUAAGAUGAUGUUAGAAGAAUUAAACAAAAUUACUUAGACCUAAGGUUUUUAAAACCCAGAAUUUAACAUAAUGAAUAAUGAAAUACCAUUAUAUGAAGAUAUUUGUAAUAAUUUGGUAUAAUUAGAGUUUAAAACUAUUGAUCAAAAUUAGAUGAAAUAAGAGAAAGAAAGAAGGAAUAGAAUAAUUUAAUCAGUAAAUUCAAGAAUGCAACCAAAAUAUGUUCAUUUAGGUGGUAGUCGAUAUGCUGUAAAAAAUAACUUUUCAAAUUAAUAAAAUUAUUAAACAACAAUUAAUAAAUUAUUAGAAAAUUAAAUUAAAGAAGAGUUUAAGAAAUUAAAAAUAUUGGAUGAUGGAAUAGAUUUAGAUGUCUUAGAAGGUCCACCUAAAAAAAUUGAUUAUCAUUCAUCAAAUUUAAAUUAGGAUUACAAUGAUGUGAAAGUAACAAAAAUUGUUUAAAAAAUGAAAAGAUGA